Messenger RNA from Lucilia cuprina (Australian sheep blowfly), 1605 nucleotides. Its product is annotated as NADP-dependent malic enzyme-like. The record is from RefSeq and is a predicted model, not a curated record. Gene Ontology annotation, biological process: malate metabolic process; pyruvate metabolic process. Lineage: Eukaryota; Metazoa; Arthropoda; Insecta; Diptera; Calliphoridae. Gene Ontology annotation, cellular component: mitochondrion. Gene Ontology annotation, molecular function: malate dehydrogenase (decarboxylating) (NADP+) activity; malate dehydrogenase (decarboxylating) (NAD+) activity; NAD binding. The transcript is spliced from 4 exons. Bases 1 to 1605 code for a protein of 534 amino acids.
AUGAUUAAGGUGAUUGGUCUUGCAUUUUCCCUUGAAGAACGUCAAAUCUUAGGCAUACAAGGCCUUUUGCCAGCCAGAGUUAAAACCGAAGAUGAACAAGUUCAGCACAGUUUAUUGUUGCUCGACCGUUUGGAAAAUGAUCUGGACAAAUAUAUGUAUUUGAAUAACUUGGCCGAACGUAAUGAACGUUUAUUCUAUAAAGUUCUAUCAUCUGAUGUUGCUAAAAUGAUGCCUUUAGUCUAUACGCCCACAGUAGGAUUAGCCUGUCAAAAAUUCAGUUUAAUCUUUCAAUAUCCCAAGGGCAUGUAUAUAACAAUUAAUGAUAAAGGACAUGUAUAUGAUGUUUUAAAGAACUGGCCCGAAACAGAUGUACGUGCUAUUGUUGUUACCGAUGGUGAGCGUAUUUUGGGUUUAGGUGAUUUGGGUGCCAAUGGCAUGGGUAUUCCUGUGGGUAAACUAUCACUUUAUACCGCUUUGGCGGGCAUCAAACCACACCAAUGUCUACCCAUUACUUUGGAUGUUGGCACAAACACCGAGAGUAUCUUAAAUGAUCCUCUAUAUAUUGGUUUGAGACAAAAGCGUGUCACCGGUCCAGAAUAUGAUGAAUUCAUUGAGGAAUUUAUGACCUCGGCUGUACGUCGUUUUGGACAAAAUUGUUUAAUACAAUUCGAAGAUUUUGCCAAUGCUAAUAAUGCUUUCCGUUUGUUGGAAAAGUAUCGUCACGAUUAUUGUACUUUUAACGAUGACAUUCAGGGUACUGCCUCUGUAGCUGUGGGAGGUCUGUUGGCUUCACUGAAAAUCAAGAACACUCAAUUAAAAGAGAACAAAAUUUUAUUCCUCGGAGCUGGAGAGGCGGCUUUGGGUAUUGCCAAUUUAUGUUUAAUGGCUUUAAUGAAAGAAGGACUUUCGGAAGCCGAAGCUAAAGAACGCAUUUGGAUGGUUGAUAGUAAGGGCUUGAUUGUUAAAAAUCGUCCAGCCGGUGGUCUUAGCGAGCACAAGCUACACUUUGCCCAAGACUAUGAACCAAUCAAUACUCUGGCUGAGGCUGUUGAGAAGCUAAAACCUUCCGUACUCAUUGGUGCAGCUGCCAUUGGCGGUGCAUUCACCAAGGAGAUACUUGAAAUGAUGGCCGAAUUCAAUGAUAUGCCCAUAAUAUUUGCUCUAUCUAAUCCGACCAGCAAAGCCGAAUGUACAGCUGAACAGGCUUACACCUACACCAAAGGCAAAUGUAUUUUUGCCUCCGGUUCUCCUUUUGAUCCCGUGGAAUAUAACGGCAAAACAUUCUAUCCCGGUCAGGGUAAUAAUUCGUAUAUAUUCCCUGGUGUUGCUUUGGGUGUUCUCUGUGCCGGUAUGUUAACCAUACCGGAAGAAGUGUUCCUAAUGUCAGCUGAACGCUUGGCAGACCUAUGCGAACCCGAAGAUUUGGCCAAAGGCAGUCUAUAUCCACCACUAAGCAAAAUUACCGAAUGUUCCAUUGAAAUUGCUGCAUAUAUUAUGGAAUACGCCUACAAAAAUGGUUUGGCAACUGUACGUCCUGAACCAGAAAAUAAACGUGACUUCAUUAAAUCGCAUGAUCUUGCUUCAAUACCAAACUGCUUAGGAUAA